This is a messenger RNA of Cynoglossus semilaevis (tongue sole), 2825 nucleotides long. RefSeq names its product pre-mRNA-splicing factor ATP-dependent RNA helicase DHX15. Gene Ontology annotation, cellular component: spliceosomal complex; intracellular anatomical structure. Gene Ontology annotation, molecular function: ATP binding; RNA binding; RNA helicase activity. NCBI's taxonomy places the organism in Eukaryota, Metazoa, Chordata, Actinopteri, Pleuronectiformes, Cynoglossidae. The transcript is spliced from 14 exons. The record is from RefSeq and is a predicted model, not a curated record. The coding region runs from base 143 to 2428 and encodes 761 amino acids.
UUGGUGUCCGCCAAUUUGCAAAAGAGAAGGAGAAGAACCAGCAGCACACAGCAACCAGGAAACCUUAAUUGUGUUAUACCACCCCGGCAGAAUCCAUUUCGUGUCAUUUGACUGAAUUGAACUCACACAUUUACCUGUAAAGAUGUCCAAAAGACAUCGGUUGGAUUUAGGUGACGACUACUCCACCAGUAAGAAGAGGUCUGAUGGAAGGGACCGUGAUCGUGAUAGAGAACGGGAGGACCGCUCGAGGGACAGGGACAGAGACCGGGACAGAGACCGGGAUCGUGACAGAGACUUGAAGCCGUCGAGUGUGCCGUCUAACAGCACGGCUGCAGUUUCUGCAGCAUUACCAACCAUCAAGCAGAUGUCUGUUCACCAGCAGGUCAAUCCCUUCACCAAUCUACCACACACACCACGUUACUAUGAGAUCCUGAAGAAGAGGUUACAGCUCCCAGUGUGGGAGUACAAGGAGAACUUCAGCGACAUCAUAACGCGCCACCAGAGCUUUGUCCUUGUUGGAGAGACCGGCUCUGGGAAGACAACACAGAUCCCUCAGUGGUGUGUGGACAUGGUGAGAGGUCUGCCUGGCCCUAAACGUGCUGUGGCCUGUACUCAGCCCAGAAGAGUGGCAGCCAUGAGUGUGGCUCAAAGAGUGGCAGAUGAAAUGGACGUGAUGCUUGGACAGGAAGUCGGUUACUCCAUCCGAUUUGAGGACUGCAGCUCCGCAAAGACUAUACUGAAAUACAUGACAGAUGGUAUGUUACUAAGAGAGGCUAUGAACGACCCCCUGCUGGAGCGAUAUGGUGUGAUCAUUCUGGAUGAGGCCCACGAGAGAACUCUGGCCACAGACAUUCUGAUGGGUGUCCUCAAGGAGGUGGUGCGUCAAAGACGAGAUCUAAAGGUUAUUGUCAUGAGCGCCACACUUGAUGCUGGGAAGUUCCAGGUGUACUUUGACAGCUGCCCCCUGUUGACCAUUCCUGGGCGCACACACCCAGUGGAGAUCUUUUACACCCCGGAGCCAGAGCGUGAUUACCUCGAGGCAGCGAUUCGCACCGUCAUCCAGAUUCACAUGUGUGAGGAAGACGAAGGUGACUGCCUUCUUUUCCUCACUGGUCAAGAGGAAAUUGACGAGGCCUGCAAACGGAUCAAGAGGGAGGUUGACGACCUUGGCCCUGAGGUUGGAGAUAUAAAAAUCAUUCCACUGUAUUCUACGUUGCCGCCACAGCAGCAGCAAAGAAUAUUUGAGCCACCUCCUCCCAGAAAGCCAAAUGGUGCGAUAGGAAGGAAGGUUGUAGUGUCGACAAACAUCGCUGAAACGUCUUUAACUAUUGACGGUGUGGUGUUUGUGAUUGAUCCUGGAUUUGCCAAACAAAAGGUAUACAAUCCUCGUAUCAGAGUGGAGUCUUUGCUUGUCACAGCCAUCAGUAAAGCGUCGGCUCAGCAGAGGGCUGGCCGAGCUGGCAGAACACGACCCGGGAAAUGUUUCCGCCUCUACACAGAGAAAGCUUACAAAACAGAAAUGCAGGAUAACACGUACCCUGAGAUCCUUCGAUCCAACUUGGGUUCCGUUGUCCUGCAGUUGAAAAAGCUUGGUAUCGAUGACCUGGUGCACUUCGACUUCAUGGAUCCACCUGCUCCUGAAACACUGAUGAGAGCCCUCGAGCUUCUGAAUUACCUCGCUGCCCUCAAUGACGACGGCGACCUGACGGAGCUGGGCUCCAUGAUGGCAGAGUUUCCACUGGACCCUCAGCUGGCUAAGAUGGUUAUUGCUAGCUGCGAGUUCAACUGCUCUAACGAGAUCCUUUCAAUUACUGCCAUGCUGUCAGUCCCACAGUGUUUUGUCCGGCCCACGGAGGCUAAGAAGGCAGCAGACGAGUCCAAGAUGAGGUUUGCUCACAUUGACGGAGACCACUUGACCCUGCUCAACGUCUACCAUGCCUUCAAACAAAACCAUGAGUCCAACCAGUGGUGCUAUGACAACUUUGUCAACUACCGUUCACUGAUGUCUGCUGACAACGUGCGGCAGCAACUGUCCAGGAUCAUGGAUCGUUUUAACCUGCCCCGUCGCAGCACUGAGUUCACCAGCAGGGAUUACUACAUCAACAUCCGCCGGGCACUCUGCACCGGCUUCUUUAUGCAGGUAGCUCAUUUGGAGCGCACUGGUCAUUACCUCACAGUUAAAGAUAACCAAGUGGUCCAACUGCACCCAUCGACAGUAUUGGACCACAAGCCUGAAUGGGUGCUCUACAAUGAAUUUGUCCUCACCACUAAGAACUACAUCCGCACUUGUACAGACAUCAAGCCAGAGUGGCUGGUGAAGAUUGCUCCUCAGUACUAUGAAAUGAGCAACUUCCCGCAAUGUGAAGCUAAGAGACAACUGGAGCGAAUCGUUGCCAAACUAGAGAGCAAAGAAUAUUCCCAGUACUGAUCAAAGAGUCCAGGAAAAAAAAAAGUUUGCAUAAUAUAGUUUUAGAUCCGUCAGUACCAUUGUAUCUUAAUGUUUAAAAUUCAGCCUCAUUAUUUUUAUAUUUUGAUUUCUUUUGUCCUAUCAACUUCCUUUUCUUCCUUAUGUUUUUUCCCCCAUUGAUGUCAAUCAUAUGUAAUUGAAAAGUCAGAUGAGAGUUCAGCAGUGAAUAUUAGACCUGGCUAAACAGAUUUUCAGAAGGAAUGUCAAUGUCAGAAAACAUGUCGGUUAGAUGUGUUGGAUUUAUCCUGUCAUUUUUGAGUAAUUAAAAAAAGUGUGCUGGCUUUGUUUCUUAUAAUAAAGGAGCUUUGACUGACUUCUGUUUACAUAUUAAUAUAUUAAACCUAGUAAGUGCAAAAAG